AACUGCUUCUAUUUUCCCUUAUCAACAACAAAACAGCCACCACCUGUUUCUCGAUUCUGUCUUGUGCCAGUCACAAGAAGAAAAUGUCGACGACAACCGCCAUAGGUGCAGGUGGAGCCUUCGCAACAAGAAACGCCCUCUCCAUCAAAACUACUACUUCAUAUCCAUUAGCAUCACCUCAUCAGAAAACAACAUUUCAAGGGUUGUCCAUUCAAGAUGCCAAAAGGGGCGUCUCCACUUCCUUCUUGGGAUCCAGCGACAAGACCAUCGUGUCUGUAAAAGGAGGAAGAGGUUUAGAUAUCAAAGCCAGAAAAACCGCAGGUGCUUCAAAGGAGAUCGAAGUUGAAGUCGACAAGCCUUUAGGCCUCACUUUGGGUCCUAAACCUGGUGCUGGUGGUGGCGUUGUUAUCACCGGAGUGGAAGGAGGUGGGAAUGCUGCAAAAGCAGGGUUGAAGGCUGGGGAUCAAGUCAUAUACACAAGCAGCUUCUUCGGCGAUGAACUUUGGCCUGCUGAUAAGCUUGGCUUCACCAAAACCGCCAUUCAGGCGGUGCCGGAUUCUGUUUACUUUGUCGUUAGCAGGGGGGCUGAUGUAGAUGUCAAACGACUACCAAAACGACCUGCUCCUCCUCGAUUCGGACGCAAGCUAACAGAUGCCCAAAAGGCACGAGCGACGCAUAUUUGUCUGGACUGUGGAUUCAUAUACACGUUAUCGAAGCCUUUCGAGGAGCAGCCGGAUGGGUACUUGUGCCCACAAUGUAGAGCACCCAAGAAGAGGUUCACAGGGUACGAUCCAGUCACCGGAAAACCAAUUGGUGGGACGCUGCCUCCGAUCGGUGUGAUCAUUGGACUUGUUGCCGGUCUUGCUGGAGUUGGGGCAUUACUUGUUUAUGGCCUUCAGUAACCGACAUUCAUUCUUCCAUCAUAAUUUUGUUCUUAUGAUUGCCAUUUACUAUAUCAUACGAAAAGAAAAUGUAAUGUUUGUAAUUGAAAAUUGAAAUGGGCUUAAAAUACGUUGUUAUUAUGUAUGUUUAAUCGUAAAAUCCUUUGUAGCUAAAA
Lactuca sativa (garden lettuce) is the source of this 1057-nucleotide messenger RNA. It is a transcript of the gene ENH1, whose product is annotated as rubredoxin family protein. Gene Ontology annotation, molecular function: iron ion binding; protein binding. The record is from RefSeq and is a predicted model, not a curated record. NCBI's taxonomy places the organism in Eukaryota, Viridiplantae, Streptophyta, Magnoliopsida, Asterales, Asteraceae.